This is a messenger RNA of Saitoella complicata NRRL Y-17804, 3396 nucleotides long. RefSeq lists its product as uncharacterized. NCBI's taxonomy places the organism in Eukaryota, Fungi, Ascomycota, Saitoellomycetes, Saitoellales, Saitoellaceae. The transcript is spliced from 4 exons. The record is from RefSeq and is a predicted model, not a curated record. Bases 1 to 3396 code for a protein of 1131 amino acids.
AUGCAGCUGCUGAAAAUUGCAACCCCUGGGCAACCUCACCUCAAGGAAGCGACACGUAAGCAAAGACGGACAGAGGAUCCGCGCUUCAAAUCACCCUUUUUCUCGUCGAAUUUUGCCUUUUUGAGCAAUGAGAUGAAUGUUCCAUCCGUCUCUGCUUUACGCGAGAAGGCUUUAGGAGAGCGGGACGCGUCGAAAAGGGAGGUUAUCGGCAAGCGCAAGCGUGCACUCACAGAACUAUGUUUUCUCCAUAAACAUCCGGAUAUUCCGCCAGACAUCACAUCUACGGCUCUCGCGGAUUCCGCCGACUUUAAGACUUUCCUUGAGGCCAAUGACUUGGAAGCUGGAAAGACCUUCGACGAGAGCACCCUUCCCCGCGUGCGCGACCUCGCAGUAGAUGUCGACACGCAUACAGAGCUUCUUGCGGUUACUACAGUCGCUGCCGUUCCUUCCAUACCUGUAGCGGAGUCUCCUGCUGUCAUGUCCCCCGGUGUUGACGGACCCGCAAGUCCUGGCACCGCCGAGUUCGCAAGACCAGGUCGCAUGACGACGCGCCGCUCAUCGCACGCUAUUCGGCACAAGUCUGUCACGGAUCUUGUUGCGGGAGAAAUUCCUGGACGAUCGCCUGAUCUCGGUACUCCGCGUCGGAGUCGGGGUAGCUCGCCGUUGGCACAAUUAGUGCAGACGCCGACACCUGUUCGCGACUCGCCUGUCCCUCAAUCAACAUUGAGAAGAGUCAAUCCUCCAUCGAGAUUAUCACAAGCUACGCCUAAGGAGAAGCGUUCGCGGCCAAAGUUCUCAGAGGUUCCGCAGUUACGUCAGCAUGAGCCUGGCCGGGAGCCUGUUUACUGGGAACAGAAGGCUCCAUGGCUUGUCGAGGCUUCGCAAGCGCCCUUGUAUCGUGUCAUGCAAUCGGCGCACAAAACUGUCAACACCUCGGAUUGGAAGACGGCCUUGAAUGAGACGAAGACGCUUCAUUCCCUUGAGCGCAUCGACACUCUGAAGAACCAGCACAAGUGGUCAUUCAGACAGCCGCAACGCCAACGUGUCGCCCUGCGACGCAAAGCUCAUUGGGAUCACCUCAUCGCUGAAGCACAAUGGCUGGCAACGGAUUUUCGACAAGAACGAAAAUGGAAGAUCGCCAUCGCUAAGCAAGUUGUGGAGUGGGUAAUGGCAUGGCACGAGGCCGGCGAAGACAAAGGCAUUGUAUGCAUCACAAGAAAGCCAAUCAUCCAUCUUACCGAAGCGAAGGUGGAGGAGGAGAGUGAGACGGAAGACGUAGUCAUGGUUGAUGACCAUAAGGAGGAUAGGUUUGUCAACAUUGACGGAGAUGAUGAUUCAUCAGUGCCCGAUGUUGAGAGCAUUGCCUCUAUUGUUCCACCACCUGUUGCGCCAAGCUCUUAUAAAAUUUCGGAUGGAUUGCCGUCGCCGGCGUAUUCAAUCAGAGACGACGAAGACAGGCUGUGGGAUCUGCUACCGGAAGAGUGCUUGGCAUUUGUCGUCAACCCACAUGCCGCGUUGCUUGAUCUGGAAAUGUACGCCCCUCCGACUCCAUACGACGAUACCACCUACCUCGAUCCGCUCGAACAGUUGCCAAUUGUGCCUAUCAGCAAGUACGUUUUGCAGAGGGCUAAAUUUGCACCCGCACUUGGCGCGAAGAGACUUAAGCUUGAGGGCGUUGAGGAUAAGGACGGCGAUGGUGAAAGAGAGCAAGGUCCGAUUGAUUUCGCUCUGGCUGGCAAGCAUUCCGAGGCCGUGCGGCGAGAUAAGCCGCAUCAGAUCAGGCCGCCGUUGCCACCUCUUCAUGCAACCGAGUACCGUAUUCCACCAAGCUGGAGUUCGGACGACGAUGCGUUGUUGUUGAGCUUGUUGCGUGACUACUCCUAUAACUUCGAGCUUGUUGCUACCUUGUUGCAACCUAGUACGAUGAUCUCUGCGCCAAGCGAGAGGAGGACGAGCUGGGAGUGCUUCGAGCGUUGGGUCCAAAUCGACCCCAUCGCUGCAAAUGUUGCUUUCACUGGUGCUCAUGCCAAGUUGGUUCAGCAACGCCUUGACCAUGCCCUUAAUCGUGCGAGGAUGGACUCGCCUGGUAUGAAGACUAGCAAGAAACUAGCCGAUGUCGCUGCACGUAAUCCUGCUAUCAGCAUGUUGAUACAGCCAAGACGUCGUCCAAGACAUAUCGGCAUGUUCGAAGCGAUGAAGAAGAUUGCGAAAAAGCGGGAGCUGGCUGCGAAGCCUGCACAGAGCAAGAAGGUCAUGCCAGAGCCGCAUCAGAACAAGGUCGUUGCACCGAGUCCGACACCCAUGGAUUUGGCGAAGCUCAAGGCGGACAGAGAUCGGGCCAUUGCUGCUGCUUUUAUCGAGCAAAGGAAUGCCGCUGCGCAGUUUGCGUUGCAAAAUCAGGGACGCCCCAUUCGACCGGCUCAGCAGCUUACGCCUCAGCAGAUCGCUGUUUACCAGGCUCAGCAAGCCGCUGCAGCGCAGGCUGCUGCCGCUCGAGGUGCCGCUGGACAAGCAGCGGUUGCUGCGGCUCAAGCUCGUCCUGGUGUUCCCUUACAGCAGCAACAGCAGUAUGCCAGACAAGCCGCUGCCGCCGCCGCUGCUGCGGGUCAACAGAUGCCUCAGGGUGGCAAGGUGGGAGCCCAGGUGCCUGCACGUCAAGGAGCAAUCGGAGUUCCGAACGGCGCGCCUGGUGCAUUGCCGACUGGUGCGAACGGCAGACCGCUUACGUACCAGGAGCAGAUGCAUGCAAUGGUUAUGGCACGUUACCCGAACUUGCCUCAACAGAGAGCAGCGGUUCAGCAGCAGCUUCAGUCCAAUGGACAGGCUGUGCCGUCCCCGGUUCCGCAGCAAGCAGUGCCUCAACCGCAAGUGCAGCCUCCGCCUCAGCAACAACAGCCUCCAGCGCAACCAGCCGGCUCACCGCCAAACCAGGCUGCUAUGUUGGCUGCCUUGCAAGAAGUUCAGGCUCGCGCGGCUCAGGUUGCCGCUGGUACUCCGGUUCCGCAGAUCCCUGCCGAUGCUUCGAGCCCCAUGGCGACGGUGCAAGCAACUAUUGCCGCACUUGCAGCUCAAAUCCAGCAGCAAUAUCCGACGAUUCCUCCGGAUCAGGUGACGAAGAUGGCUCAAGCUCAGUUGGCGAGAUAUUUGCAGAGGAAUGUGGGACAACAGCAGCAGGCAGCUCAGGCUCAACAGGCUGCGCAAGCUCAAGCUGCACAGCAGGCUCAGGCUCAGGCUCAGGCUCAGGCUCAGGCUCAAGCUCAGGCUGGAGUUCAACAAGUUUCGCAACCAGUGCCGCAGCAAGUGGUUCAACCUGUUCCUCAACCUGUCGUGCAGCCUCAGGUCAAUGGUACCCCGACUCCGCAGCCAAUGGUGAACGGUGCCGCACCAACGCAAUGA